GGCUCCCGGGCCCGAGUGCUGGAUCCAUUAGUGUGUGGGUGGUCCCGUCACGCCCCACGUGCCGCUUGUUUCCUCGCGCAGCCUCACUCAGUAACGAGGCCGGCAGACAGGUGUGUGAAGCCAAGCAGCUCAGGGCGACACGGACACACAAACACCAUGUUACCCCAGCCUAGAGGAGGAGGAGCCCCUUCAAGGUGUUUGUAAGCGCCGCAGGCGGACAGGGAGUGAGAAAUGCGGGCGUACAGCGUGAAGGCACCAAGCUGCUGUGUUUGUUUUCACUGUCGACAACAACAACAAGAGUCCUGCUACAGCUCCGCUCACGGCUGGUGUCGGUUCAUUUAACGGCGCUGCACGGAGGAAAUCACUGGGACUAUGUGAGCAUCAUGCUCGCGGUGAGAUGCCUGCUGUUCGCUACAGUGUACGCACGGUACGCCGAGACAGCUCUGAGAGAAUGGGGGAGUCCGGAGGGAAGGCUGCCGCCCGCGGAGGAGGUCGUUCAGCCCAAGCGACUCCUGCAGCAGAUCCACACUGAGGAAGAGCUCCUGCACAGCCGACUGGACACGCGGGUCAAGAACCACUCAGCCGGUGAGCAGCCCAUCCAUUUGGCCCAGAGCAGCUUCUUGGUAAAAGCCUUUGGUACAGCCUUCAUACUCGACCUGGAGCUCAACCACAAUCUGCUGUCUACAGACUAUGUCGAGCGUCACUUUGAGGAAGACGGCCAGCUGUCACAGAAUAUGGGAGGGGAGCACUGCUUCUACCACGGGCGAAUACGAGGAGUGCCGGGGUCCUGGGCUGCUUUGUCAACCUGCCACGGCCUGCAGGGGAUGUUUUCUGACGGGAACUUCUCUUACGGGAUCGAACCUCUUGGCACUGGAGCGGAGAACAAUGACCACGUUGUGUUUCGAAUGCCUAACACUGACCUUUUUCCACCUCCCUGUCCAGGAUGCUCCAUGAACAGCACAGAGGCUAAGAUGCAGUCACACAGGCAAAGCGAAGAGGAUGGCGAGCUAAGCGAUGAAGUCAACUGGUCUACCGAAGAAAAGCCGAUACUCACAGAAGGUCUUCGACGCUCAAGAAGACAAGUGAGGCGAGGCCAACGCACCGUCCAGACUGAGACCAAGUACAUCGAGCUGAUGGUGGUCAACGAUUAUGAACUGUUUGUGCAGUUACGCCGGUCGACCACGCAGACGAAGAUUUUUUCUAAAUCGGUGGUGAACAUGGCAGAUUUGAUCUACAAGGAGCAGCUCAACACUCGCAUCGUCCUGGUAGCCAUGGAAACCUGGUCGUCUGAAAACAGGGUCGCUGUCGGCGAUGACCCGUUGCUCACCCUGCGUGACUUCAUGAAGUACAGGAAGGAGAGCAUCAAGGAGCGCGUUGAUGCUGUGCAUCUCUUCUCUGGGAGGACGUUCAUGAGCAGCCGCAGCGAGGCAGCCUACAUUGGGGGCAUCUGCUCGUUGACUCGGGGUGGAGGGAUCAAUGAGUUUGGCAGUGUGGGUCCUAUGGCCAUCACAUUGUCUCAGAGUCUUGGUCAGAACAUCGGCAUGCUAAGGAACAAGGAGCGAACAGCUGCUGGUGACUGCAGGUGUCCAGAUCCGUGGCUGGGCUGUAUCAUGGAGGAUACAGGCUACUACCUGCCAAGGAAGUUCUCUCGCUGUAGUAUAGAUGAGUAUCUGCGUUUCCUCCAGCAGGGUGGAGGCAGCUGCCUCUUCAACAAGCCCACGAAGCUCCUAGACCCAUCAGAGUGUGGCAAUGGGUAUGUAGAGCUUGGAGAGGAAUGCGACUGUGGAUCACUGGUGGAGUGCACCCUGAGUGGAGCCAACUGCUGCAAAAAGUGCACUCUUACCCAUAAUGCCAUGUGCAGCAAUGGGCUCUGCUGCAGUGAUUGUAAGUAUGAGCUGAGAGGGGUGACGUGCCGCAGUGCUGUGAAUGACUGUGACAUUCCUGAGACCUGCACGGGAGACUCGAGCCAGUGUCCCCAUAAUGUCCACAAACUGGAUGGCUACACGUGUGAAGAUGGCCAAGGUCGCUGUUAUGGAGGUCGCUGCAAGACCAGAGAUAGCCAGUGCAAGACUCUGUGGGGCUUCAACUCAGCUGACAGAUUUUGCUAUGAAAAGCUGAACUCUGAGGGCACAGAGAGAGGAAACUGUGGUCCACACUCCAGUGGCCAGGGAUGGGUGCCGUGCAAUAAACAGGAUGUUCUGUGUGGUUUGCUGCUUUGCACCAAUCUGACAGACAGACCGAGAUUUGGCGAGCUGCAGGGAAAGGUCACCAGCCUGACCAUCCACCAUCAGAGCAGAUACCUGGACUGCAGGGGUGGUCACGCAGUGCUGGAUGAUGGCUUGGAUCUGGGCUAUGUGGAAGAUGGGACACCAUGUGGGCCGAACAUGAUGUGUUUGGAGCGUCGCUGCUUCCCCGUUACCACCUUCAACCUCAGCACCUGCCCUGGAUCCUCAUCCUUGCGUAUCUGCUCCCACCACGGGACGUGCAGUAACGAGGUGAAGUGUAUCUGUGAUCCAGACUACACCGGGAAGGACUGCAGUGUGUUUGACCCGAUCCCAACCCCCACCUCGCCAGAUGGCCCAGAGAAGUACAAAGGUCCCAGUGGUACCAAUAUCAUCAUAGGCUCGGUUGCUGGGGCUAUUCUGCUGGCGGCGAUAAUCCUGGGGGGAACUGGUUGGGGAUUUAAAAAUAUCCGGAAAGGAAGGUACGAUCCCACCUUUCAGAGCUGAUCCCAAAGCUGGGACAUCAUUAAACCACUGAUGAUUAUAUCACUGUAUUGCCAUCUGUUUUGUAAGAAUCAUCUGACCUUUUUCUAAGGACUCUCACUUGUAUCUGUUACCUGCUUCUUUAUUCUUAUUUUUCCUCAUUUAUGAUCCUUUUUUUUAUUAAUGUGUAUUUGUAUAGAAACAAUGGCAUAAAGCAAUGCCACAUACUACAGUCUUUACAUAGCCUGUGCAUAUUGCAGUACCCAUUCAUAAAAUAUACAAACUCCUAUUCACUGUGUUAUCCUAGUUUGCUUCAUUUUUAUUUGUGCUGCGUGCCGCUUCAGAGUUGGUUGCCAUUCCUAGCAUAUAGC
Haplochromis burtoni (Burton's mouthbrooder) is the source of this 3076-nucleotide messenger RNA. RefSeq names its product ADAM metallopeptidase domain 11 (gene adam11). NCBI's taxonomy places the organism in Eukaryota, Metazoa, Chordata, Actinopteri, Cichliformes, Cichlidae. Gene Ontology annotation, biological process: proteolysis. Gene Ontology annotation, molecular function: metalloendopeptidase activity. The transcript has 26 exons. The record is from RefSeq and is a predicted model, not a curated record. Bases 384 to 2729 code for a protein of 781 amino acids.